Molecule: messenger RNA, 794 nt
Organism: Pocillopora verrucosa
Lineage: Eukaryota; Metazoa; Cnidaria; Anthozoa; Scleractinia; Pocilloporidae
Product: prostaglandin E synthase 3
Biological process (GO): chaperone-mediated protein complex assembly; protein folding
Cellular component (GO): cytosol; nucleus
Molecular function (GO): protein-folding chaperone binding; Hsp90 protein binding
Source: RefSeq, a predicted model, not a curated record
CUUCAGUAAGUCCGCAUGCUGCAUCAAACAGGCUUGUUCGUUUCGAGUUGCUCUGUGGAUAUACCGUACAAAAAUGGGUGAAGUCAACACACUUUCUCCGUCGACGAAAUGGGCACAGCGAAAAGACAAAAUCUUCCUUACGAUCGAACUGGCCGAUUGUCAAAACCCAGACAUAGUCCUCAAAUCCGAUACUUUACAAUUCAGUUCUAAAGGAGGAAAAGAUCAAAAAACAUAUACGUUGAAUCUAGAAUUCUACGGCGAGGUUGACCCAGGGAAAUCAAAACAGCAUAUAACUGCAAGGGAGCUCUCUUUUUCUCUCGCAAAGAAAGAGGAAGGUCCCUAUUGGCCAAAACUUCUCAAAGAUGCAAAGAAGCCAAGUUUUCUUCAUACUGAUUUUAACAAAUGGAGAGAUGAGGAUGACUCAGAGGAAGAAGACACAGGAAUGGAUGAUGAUUUUGAAGCUAUGAUGAGUAAGAUGGGAGGACAUGGUGCAGGUGCAGGUGCAGAGAGCUUUGAUCCAGGAGAUGUAGAUGGGUCAGAAGACAGUGACGAUGAAGAACUACCAGACUUGGAGAGCUGAGAACGAUUUAGUUUGACUGUAUAGAGAAUUUAAAUAGUUCCUGUGGAGAUGGCCCUAUCAUCUAACCGCUUGUAGUGGCAUGUUCUCAUUUCAUGCUGCUGUGAUUUUGCUCCUCAGUGGGACAUGAGUCCAUUGCUUUUAUCAGUUGUUUAAAAUGCAGUCCAUGUCAGAAAUAAAUGUGUUGCUUGUUAUUAAAGAAACAAAGUCCCUUGUU